This is a messenger RNA of Symbiodinium natans, 2346 nucleotides long. Lineage: Eukaryota; Dinophyceae; Suessiales; Symbiodiniaceae. The record is from the annotation of a GenBank genome assembly.
AUGGCGGCUGCUGGCCAAGAGUGCCCAGCAGAGAUGCCGGAGGAGCCGCGAAAGGCUGCGCCGUGCCCAUUGCCUUGCCGCUUCCAACACAACGAGGCUCUGCGCGUGCUGCUUGGAGUCAUUGUCGGCCUGGUCGUCGGCCUCGUGCUUUCGCUAGCCGCCAACUUGUCGUCCGAGUCAGAGACCAUCCAAAUCUUGGCCUUUCCUGGCAAGCUGUGGCUGAAGGCCUUGAAAUGCGUCGUGCUGCCCAUGAUCUUCUGCGGCAUGGUGCAUUCAAUGGUCAUGAUGCGGGAGCUUCCUGCCGCGCGCAGCGCUGCCAUCUGGGUCAUUGGCCUGUACACGACCACCACCGUUGUGGCCGCAGCAGAGGGCGUUGCAGUUUCUUGGACAUUGCUGCGUACCACGCUGAAGCCGGUCGAUGCGGCGCCGGUCCAGGACACUGGGUUGGAGAAGAUGUCGAUGCUUGAUACGGUCCUCAACAUAUUCGACCAGCUGGUUCCGAAGAAUGUUGUGAACGAUGCAGCAAAGAAUCACCUAAUCUCCGUCAUCCUGAUGGCGAUUGUCGCGGGCUGUCUUCUUCGAGUGACGCGUGCCAACGGCAAAAGGAGCAUCCUCCUCGAGCUGCUCGAUGAGAUUAAUGAGGUGGUGACGAAAGUCAUCAAUGGCCUGAUCUGGCUCAGCCCGCUGGGCGUGGGCAGCCUUGUUUGCAGCAGUGCCGCACGCUUCGACCUGGCGCAUCUGGGGACAUCUGUGGCCCUGCUGGUGGCAGCCGUGCUCUGUGCGGCAGGUGUCCACAUGUUCGUCUUCUCUUCGCUGCUGCUGAUGCUUGGAGCAGGCCGCAAUCCAAUCCGCUACUUUGCCAACUGUCUUCCGGCCUUGCUUACGGCCCUGGGCAGCUCGUCCUCCGCAGCGGCGCUGCCGCUGAACAUUCAGAUCGCCACUGAUAAGAAUAACCUGUCGCCGCACAUCGCCAAGUUUGUCCUGAACCUGGGCGCCACCAUCAACAUGGAUGGCACCACAGCGUAUCUGAUCUGCGCCACCUCCUUCCUCGCUGCACUCCAGGGCAUCACCUUGGGAGUCGGGGACUAUGCCUCCAUGGUCCUCAUGGCCACUCUUUGCUCCAUGGGCUCUGCACCGGUGCCCAGUGGGAGCCUGGUGCUUCUGACAACCUUGCUCACGACGCUGAACAUCCCGGUCACUGAGACGUUCGGCCUGAUAACGGCCGUGGAUUGGCUCCUGGACCGGGUGAGGACCUGUGUAAACGUCUACGGCGAUGCUUGCGUCGCCGCGGUUGUGGACAAGAAGAUGGAAGGGUGCAAUCCGAAGCAGGUGCCGGCUCGACCCACCUUGGGGGAGGAGGCACCGUUUUCGCCUUCGCCGUACCCAUUUCCAGCCACAGGGCUUCCGGUGACUGAGUCGCCACCGCCACCGCGCCCACGCGAGGCACCUGCGCCGUACACGUUUCCGACCGCAGGUAGCUUCGUUGCAGAGCCCUUCCAUGAAAGUCAGAUGGCGUACCCGAGCGCAUCGCGGGACAGGUGGUCCGAGGAGCCAGUCCCCGGGUCGGUGCCCCGCGAUCCGAUGCUGGACAGGUACGCUCCUCCACCGAGCCGGCAGACGCCGGAUGCCCUGACAGGCGACUGGUACAGGGAUGGACAUCGAUCCUACCAUACCGGCCUGGGGGCGUCCCCUUCAAGCCCUUCUUUGGGAACCUACGGCAGCAGCUUCGCGGGUAGCAACGGCACCAGUCGCAACGGCUACGCUUGCGCAAACGGCUACGCGAACGGCAACGGCUACUCGUACUCGGGUCUUCUCAACAAAGGUGACACCUACUCAGGUGGCACGGUUUCCUAUGGUCCACCGCCCACCAGAUGUGGAGCUUACAGCUCGGGAUGUGGCGGAUGCGGAAGUGCUGGUAUGAAUCCGCUGGGAUUCCCUAGCAUUGGGAGUUUCGUGGCAGAGCCCUUCGCGCCUGGCGCACCCACGCUCAGUUCCUCGAGGGUGCCACCGCCGCUGCCAUCUCCGCUGCCGAGCUUUUCAGGACCAAGUCUACUGGGUGGGAGCUUCAACUUCGGAGGCUUUUCGCUGCCACCUCCAACGGGCUCCUUCGUAGCAGAUCCUGCAGCCUACGCGACAGCAAGCCACAGUGGCGGCCAAAGCCCAACCGCAGCCACGGCGGAAGCACCACUGGGUGUUUCGGCGCCAGCUCCGGAGAAGGCAGCAUCCCCGGCGCCUGGCAAAGCAGAAGGUCGCGCGGAGACCUUGCCGGCGCCAAAAGCCCCUCCUCGGGCCAUGGCCAAAGAGAAGAGCAAGAAACGAAAGCCAGCGAGAGGGGCGUGUUGCUGA